AUGCCGUCGGGAAAGACAAGGACUAAAGAAGAUACCUGGAAGGAAGAUGAUUUAAAAAGAGCUAUUAAGGGUAAAGAUGAAGGAAGACAUCGAAGUGAAAGGAGGAGAAAUCAUGACGAUGAUAAGGGUUCCAGCAGACAUGCUAGAAAAGAAGAAGGUGGCCAAGUAGGAGAUGAUAAAAGAAAAGAGCGACAUGAUCGACCUGAGCAUAGAGAUAAACACAGGGAAGCACGUGAAGGACGAGAGCAUGAAUCGAAGAAGGAUAGAGAUGAAAGACAUCGAAGUAGAGAAAAUAGACAUGAUCGUAAGAUUCGUCAAACUAAGGAUGAUUACGGUGAGGAUGCGAAACAUGAUCGAGAUCGAAAAAAGAAAGAUGAUAAUGAAGAACGGCAUCGAGAAAGAAAAAGAGAUGGCAAAGAUGCUGAUAGAGAGAGGAAACACCGUGACGAUAAAGGCGAUAGCCACGAUAGGCAUAGGUCUUCCAGAUCAACCGCUAAUAAUCAAGAUGAUUCAGAAAGGAAAUUAGAAUCCAGUCGUAGACAUAAGGAAGAUAAUCAUUCUAUUGAGCGCCCAGAGAGGCAUCCCCGUCCUUCUGAAGAUAAAGAAGCACGAGAUCGGCGCCGUGAUAGGGAUAGAAAAUAUCGUGAGAAAGAGCAGAAAAAACAAAGUGAGGAAUUGAAAGACGAUCAUCGACCAAGACACAGAAUAGAGCGACCGUCACAUGAGGGUGUUGAUAGACAGGAUAAAGAUCGAAGUAGAGAUCGUAGACGACAUCACAGCAAAGAGGGUGGUUCUGAAAUACAGGACAAGGAAAAUCGCGAUGAAGAUAAAGAAAGACAUAGAAGACAUGAGACGGAGGAAGAAAGAGAAGAACAUCGACGUAGAAGAAAGGAAGAGACCGAGGAAGAGAAAGAAGAGCGCCGACGUCGACGAAAGGAAGAGACCGAGGAAGAAAGAGCUGAACGAAGGAGAAGACGGCAUGAACGAGAGCAGGCUGAUGAGGAGAAGGAUGAACAUAGAAGACGAAGAAAAGAUGAGACUGAAGAGGAAAGAGAAGAACGUAGGAGAAAACGACGAGAAGAAAGAGAAAGAGAAAAGGAACACAUUCAUGAGGGAGAAGAUCACCGACAUCGAAACAGAAACGAACAACCAGAAGGUGAAGCAAUCGAAGAUUAUACGAAGCACAAAGAUCGUCCCGAUAGACCAAAAGAGGCAGGGUCUAAACGGACAAUUAUAACUGAAAAAGAAAGGAGAGCGUAUAUGGCAUUAAAUGACAGCGAUGAUCAGAAAACUGAUAAAGAGAAAGAAUUAAGGAUUAAGGAGAGAGAAAAGGCCAUGCUAAAACAACUCAAAAAGGAGGAACGCAAGAAAGACAUUUUAACUACUGAUCUAAAGUUCCAUACUACAAGUGCAGAGAGUGCAGAUGUAGUAGAUGACGAAGAAUCGGCACCGAAAGCUGCUUCGGCAGUUAGUGCUGCGGAAGCUAAAAAUCUAUUACAAGAUAGUGAUCUACAGACAUUUGGUAAAAAUGGCCAGCAAGAACCACAGGAUAAUUAUGAAGACGAUUUUGAGGAUUACGAAGAUGAUUUUGAAGAAGAUGGUGACGAAGACGUCGAUGAGGUAAUGCAAGCCAUGAGAAAAGAAAAUGAAAGCUUAAACAGAACAACAGCGGAUGAAAUAAUAGAAUCUAAAACAACGGAGAAAGAAGCACGACCAACUAAGGGAUUUAUUAAUUUUACCGCUGCAAAACAACGAACAUUAAAUGCGAAAGUAGCUGAAAAAACUAAAAAAAGAGGAAAGGAAUUAUUAAAGUUAAUUGAUUUGGAUAGCGUUGGAUUUAAUAUGUUUGAACUUGAGCCCUUGAAUGAGUAUUCCCUAUAUAUGAAAAGUUUUGGUCGGACCAACACCGAUCAAGCUUAUGUCCAAUGCGGUGAUGAUAAUCUUGAUCAAGAAAUUCAAACUGAGGACAUUACUACUACGGAUAGAUGGGUUCAAUUUCCAGCUGAAGGAACCCUUAGUCACGGCGCCAGUCAAACUAGAAAUAAUGACGAUUUAUUCAGCGAUUCUGAAGCUAUAGUAAUGCAAAAUGAUUCAUUAAAAUUGUCGCAGUUUCUUCAAUCUGCUGGUAGUCAAGUCCAGACUCAAGUCAGUGGUGAUAUCUUCACUUGCGGUAGUAAAUUAUCAUUUUUACAAGGUCGGCCAAUCUCUCGUAUGCAAUUUUUGCAUAAUCAAACUCAUCUACUGUUGACUCUCCACCAACCAGCAGCUAAUCCAGUUUCGGUUAAAUCCGCCAUCACCAGUGAUAUGUCAUUUAUAUGCUUAUGGAAUAUCAACGAACCAUCGCAGCCCCAAAAAGUACUUAUUAGUGACGAUAUGCCAAAUUGUUGCUGUAUGUCACCCCAAAAAGCAUCGUUGGCGUUCGCUGGAACGAUGGAUGGUGCGGUACUGGUUUGGGAUCUUCGUGAAACGUCUUCACUCCAUAAAUCUUUCACUAUCGAUGGUGUCGACUGGUAUUUAAGACAUCCAACUUAUUCUACAAAUGAAUCAUCGGGUUUAUCAUUUCAACUAGCAUCAUUAGAGAGAGAAGGAACAAUAAAUAUUUGGGUCGUAGUGGAAAUUUCUCGACCAGAUCUCGCCGGAUCUACAGUAGAUCUUGAUGAGCUAGCUUAUUAUGAUCGUUUGCGGUGUAUAGACCUUCCUUUGCUUACGUUACGUACGAAGAAGGCUGUAGUUAAUGCUUCAUGGUCUCGUAGUCGACCAAGUGUAAUCUAUGCCGUAGAUGAAAACUCAACAUUUUAUGUUUGGUCACUUCUGGAAACUGCUGCUGAGCCAGCUAUAGUUGAUAAAUUCACAAAUAGCAAGAUAACGACAUUUGUAUUGUCGAACGAUGUUGCAGCUUUGGGUUUAGGGACUCCUGGCAGACCACCACAAAUGGCUAUUUCAUAUGACAGUGGUCGAAUGGAAAUUCACACUUUCAACACACGAUUUGGAUCGCCUGUAGAAAAUGAGCUUCAAAAUCUAGAAAGUUAUUUUAAUAAGAUUGUAAUAUAA
Messenger RNA from Trichoplax adhaerens, 3051 nucleotides. RefSeq lists its product as uncharacterized. Gene Ontology annotation, biological process: intraciliary transport. NCBI's taxonomy places the organism in Eukaryota, Metazoa, Placozoa, Uniplacotomia, Trichoplacea, Trichoplacidae. The record is from RefSeq and is a predicted model, not a curated record. The transcript has 32 exons. Gene Ontology annotation, cellular component: cytoplasmic dynein complex. Gene Ontology annotation, molecular function: dynein heavy chain binding; dynein light chain binding. Bases 1 to 3051 code for a protein of 1016 amino acids.